AUGGCCUUGAAUGACGUGUUUAAACAAGAAACUUCCUUGCGUUCUGUUGAUGAAACUCACAACACAUAUAUCCUAAAACGAAUCUCGCGAAUGCGAGUCCAUUCUGUUUUGACAGAUGUCGUUCUUGUCGUAGAGGGAAAAGAGUUCCCUGCCCACCGAAAUGUGCUAGCUGCUAACUCAGACUAUUUCAUGGCCAUGUUUAGCGGACAUAUGGCCACCACGAGUGAUAAAGUCUCUGUUGAAGAAAUCACUGCCACUGCAAUGGAAAUUCUCCUGGAUUUCAUAUAUCGAGGUGAGAUUUUAAUCACCGAGGAAAACGUCGAAGAUGUGUUCUGUGGUUCGUGUUUACUUUUGCUCGAGUUUGUUACUCAAACUUGCUGCAAAUUUAUUCAAGAUCGUCUCGCUUUGGGUAAUUGCUGGGGAAUUCGUGCUCUGUCGGAUAAAUUCAACUGCAAUGAUCUAAUGAACCGAGCAACUACUUUUAUCGAGGAAAAUUUUAUGGAAGCUGUAAAUUGUGAAGAGUUUUUGAUGCUGCCUGCUUCAGAUCUGAGCGAUCUUUUGAUUGAUGAUGAAAUUGUAAUAACACGUGAGCAAGACUUGUACGAACUGUUACUGAAAUGGGUGGAACACAAUCGAGAGGAACGGGUGAAGCACUUUCCGUCACUUUUGGAAAAGAUUCGUCUCCCUCAAGUUAAUCCUGAAUACUUUGAUGAAAUUAUUGCCACUGAUGAUUUGGUUACAGAAAACCCAGAGGUUCAGGAAAUCAUUUCUAAAGCAAGACAAUACAUCUACUCUCCCACAAAAUUAGCUGAAUCAAUGACAGAAACUGAGCCUUUCAAAUGGCAAAUCCCUAGAAGAUGUUUGCGAACAGUUAGUGUUCUUCUGACAGUUGCAGGACCAACAUGUGCUAUUUAUGAAGCAGAGAGUGAUGCAUGGCACAACAUCUCACGCCCAAGUACACGACACUGUGCAGGUCUUGAAUCCAUGGGCAAAUUUGUGUAUAUAGUGGGUGGAAGUAAAGAGUGGAAGAGAAUGAAUACAUGCGAACGUUAUGAUCCAGAUCUUAAUGAAUGGAAUCUCACAGCACCAAUGAAUGUGCCUCGCAGUAAUAUUGGUUUGGUAGCUCUGAAUGGACUUCUUUAUGCUGUUGGUGGAUAUGAUGGGAAAUCACCCAUACGGUAAGGCUUGGUGCAAAUGAAGUUGUUCUAUAAGCUGGCCCAGAAAUACAUGUGUCUGAGGAGGAACCCAACCAAAGAAGUCCAGAAGAAAACAAUAUAAACUCAAGCCUUAUAUUUAGAUACAAUUACUUAACAGUAAAUGUUCUAAUAGGCCUCCUCCCUGUAAUAAGCCUUCAUUCAAAGCAUCAAGCUUGCCCUUUUACCCUCUACCCACGCCUAGACAAAUUUGGGUCAGGUCAUGUUCUCGUACAAAAUACAGUUUUUAAUUUGUAAAUUUUAGAGUAUUUAUUGGUUUCCAUUUUGAAUUUUGUACGUUUUCAACUUAGAAGGAGAUACAUACUGUAGGAAGUAAUAAGCCAUGAAACCGACUACAGUGCUAUUCAAGCCUAAUCAAACCAUACUUAGCAUGGUGGCCAACCCUUUUCUUGUAAUCUCACUUUUAUAUAUUUUUUUCAUGAGAAGAACCGUGGAAUGUUAUGAUCCAAAGAAAGACGAGUGGAGGUUUGUGGCACCAAUGAACAACCAGCGUGAUGGUGCCUGUGUUGUGACGGAAGGUCAUUGUAUCUAUGUCAUAAGUGGCUAUGAUGGAAAUAAUUACUUGAGUUCUGUGGAAAUGUAUAAUCCAGGCACUGAUGUUUGGUCUUUAGGAGGUAAGAAGUUGCUGGGGUUAACUAUGAAAUAGGCCCUGUAACAUGCUACCAAACAACCUGCAAAUGUAUCUUUUGAUAAACUUAUAGUACUAUUGUACAAUUUUACAUAGUAAGUGUAUUUUAAAAGGGCAUCUGGAAACUUGGAUCAAUGUCAGUAUCUGAGCAACUGCUCAACUGCCCCUCCCCUACCCCAACAACAGUCAACUGAUAUCAAGCUAGGGUAAAUGUUCGGCAAGGGGAGGGGUAGGUGCACAUUUACCAAGAUACUGAUAUUGAUCUGGCAACUUUUAACUAUACUAGUCCAAUUCAUGGUACACCUCAUUGAACAAUACUUAAAGAAAAUAGCACAUGAAAUACCUCAUAAACAAUGAGUAUAUCUUAAAAGUCCCAGAUAUCUUUAUAUUUAAAAGUCUUUGUUUAUUAACAUCAUCCUCAGUUGUGGCUCCAAUCAUAGAACGACGGGAAGAUGCUAUGGCUGCUGUUGUUGACAACAAGAUUUAUGUUAUUGGUGGCUACCAUGGUAACACAUUCAUGCCAACAUGUGAAGCCCUAGAUCUUGAUGACAAUAUAUGGAAUUUUAUGGCAUCGCUGAGUGCUCCACGUUAUCAAGCAGGUGUGGCUGUGUUGAAUCGUAAGAUCUAUGUUUGUGGUGGAUGGAGUGGGAAUGGAUUAGCCACCAGCUCUGUGGAAUGUUAUGAUGUGGCCACAAACACAUGGUCAAUAAUAAGGUCACUACCAACACCUGCAGCAGCCAGAACAGCUUUCUGUAACUUUCCUCGCAAAAUGAUUGAAAAACUGAUUCCUGAAGAGUCCCAAAAGUCUGGUUCAACUGAAAAUUUGGCACAGCAAAUGAGGCAUUCUUUUUUUAAGCAUGGACAGCAGUCUUGAUAACUUUUGCUCCUUUGAGGAUAGAAUGGGAAAACUAUUUGCAUUGUUGGAAUCAAAAGUUUUCAUGUCCCUUAAAGGAAACAUAUGGCAACUGCUAAUUAUUAACUACUGACCCAUUUUACAAGUACAAUUUUAGUCCUUUUUAGUACACUUGCUAUCCUUUUUGAUGUGGAAGUUUCCAAAACAAACAUAACAAUUAUUUCUAGUUUAAAUGGUUUGUUUAGGAUCUGUUCUCCAAGAUUUGAAACAUCAUGAUGAGAUUUGAACAAUUUGCAGAUUCCUUGAUCAAGUGUGAUCAUGUGCAAUGGUUUAAAAGUUGAUAAUGUUGAUCUUUCAGUGAGCUGGCUCAGAUCAGUGAUCAUUGAAAGUAGCACUUAAGCAUUGAAGAAAUGCAGGGAAUUUUUCUACUCCUUUGUCAAAUUUUGAUAAUUGCCUUGCAGUAUUGGAAAAAAUGUUAGUCUGAGUUAGUUUGAUUGAUUAAAAACUAGUCCACUAAAGUGCUUUUAAAUUUAUGUAAUCUCAUGUUAUGGGUCUUAGAUAACUUAUUUCAGUUGUUAUGUCAUACAAGUAAACCAAAUAAUGCUCUGAUUUUAAUUCUUUCUCUCCAGGAUAGUUAGUUCAGUUAUACUGAAAAUCUUGUGUAGAUGAAAAAGGACUGCAUUAAAUUCUCAAUAUAUGUUUUAUGAGUUACAGAAGGUAUUUCAAAGGCUUUUGAUUUUCAAACAUAUCACAUUUUUUGGAUUUAUUUAAUGUAUAAAAUACUAAUAUUGGCUAAAUCCUUUAAGGAAUAUGGGUAUCAAAAGUAUGAACUGACCACAUAAAUUUAAAUAAGGUUUUUGAUAAAGUUUUCAGUGAUAUCUAAAGAUAUAGCAUAUCCAAUCAUAUAGUUUGGGGUAUUUCAUUAUUUUGAUAGCCUUAAGUUAAAUUAAAAAAGUAAAUUUAUAUGGUUGAAAUAAAGCAUUACAAAUUUAAAAAUUUGUUAUUUCACUGGGUGAAAUGGUGCCAGAAAUAUGAGAACAAGUAAAAAGUAACUAAAACUAUUGUAGAUUUAACUGUUGGUUCAGUGUGGUGGAGUUAUUUAUAAUAUUAACAUGUAGUUUUCAGUUACUCAUAGAUUCGAUCCAGUUUUGAUCUCAUAGAUCAAUAAGUUUUCAACAAUAUUGUUGGUUAAGGUUUGCUUCAAGAGUGGCAGUUUAAAUUAUUUUAAAAUUUUUGGAUUUUCAUUGUGGUGAAUUACAUUAGUAAUAAACCUAGCUAGCCUAAGUAUCAGCAAUUUUUUCACAAUG
This is a messenger RNA of Pocillopora meandrina, 4002 nucleotides long. NCBI's taxonomy places the organism in Eukaryota, Metazoa, Cnidaria, Anthozoa, Scleractinia, Pocilloporidae. The record is from the annotation of a GenBank genome assembly.